Medicago truncatula (barrel medic) is the source of this 433-nucleotide messenger RNA. RefSeq lists its product as uncharacterized. The transcript has 4 exons. Lineage: Eukaryota; Viridiplantae; Streptophyta; Magnoliopsida; Fabales; Fabaceae. The record is from RefSeq and is a predicted model, not a curated record. Bases 125 to 433 code for a protein of 102 amino acids.
UAUAGGCCAAAAAUGUGUUUCAUUUUUCCAACACAAUAUUUCAUCUGUCCUUAAUCAAACACAAACCUAUCCAUUUAAAAAAUCAGCAAUGCAACAUUCUUCUCUAACAUAAAUUUCUUCAACAAUGGAACCAAAUGAUCCAUCAAGUAAAGGGAUGAAGAAAAAAUUAACAGUUGCACAAAGCAAUUUUAUCAACAAAGAGAAUGUGUUUUGCAGUAAAUCUUCAAUGAAACAAGUUAACAAGUUAUCCAGGGAGCCUUUUAGAAGUCCUCUUUCUCCAUUGAUGAAUGAUACAUCGGUGCAUCAUUCUCCAACUCAAUCAAUAAGUCCUCCAUCCAUUGGUAAAUCUGGUUGCUCACUUGCAAAGAUGAAGAGAAAACAUGCAAUGUUGCAAAGAGGGUCUAAAGAAAAAAGAAUUGAUAAAGUCAUGUGA